Boleophthalmus pectinirostris (great blue-spotted mudskipper) is the source of this 1096-nucleotide messenger RNA. RefSeq names its product beta-1,4-galactosyltransferase 1-like. Gene Ontology annotation, biological process: protein N-linked glycosylation; carbohydrate metabolic process. The record is from RefSeq and is a predicted model, not a curated record. The transcript has 2 exons. NCBI's taxonomy places the organism in Eukaryota, Metazoa, Chordata, Actinopteri, Gobiiformes, Gobiidae. Gene Ontology annotation, molecular function: beta-N-acetylglucosaminylglycopeptide beta-1,4-galactosyltransferase activity; cytoskeletal protein binding. The coding region runs from base 58 to 1068 and encodes 336 amino acids.
GGUGUCCAUUCAUAUGAACAGCUCCAACCAAAGCAGGAAGGCUGGCACAGCAAAAACAUGGCUAAAAAGAUAUUUGUUUUCCUCACCCUUUUUGGAUUUAUUACCAUGACUGCUUAUGUGGUGUUCCUCUAUGGUAGAGAUGCCAAACUUUUACCCUUACAUAUGAUCAUUACAACCCAGCAUGAAUUUUGGAAAAACUACACCGGCAAGACAAAUGAGACAGAGUCAACGGCGGUCACAACUUUGCCAGAUUGUCCUGAGACACCGCCAGACCUGAAAGGACCUCUGCGAGUGGAAUUUAACUUUAAGGUGAAGUUGGAUGAUUUGAGAAAUAAAUAUAGUGGGACUCUUCAAGAAGGGGGACAAUACAAGCCACCAAACUGCAUGUCUAAGCGUAAGGUGGCAGUGAUCAUACCUUUCCGAAACCGCUACGAGCACCUGGGAUACUGGCUUUACUACUUGCAUCCCAUAUUGAUGAGACAACAGUUAGACUAUCGUGUCUUCGUAAUCAACCAGGAUGGAGAAGGAGUUUUUAACCGAGCUAAACUAAUGAAUGUUGGCUAUGCAGAAGCUGUGAAGGUCUACGAUUACGAAUGCUUUGUUUUCUCGGACAUUGAUUUGGUGCCACUUGAUGACCGUAACCUCUACAAAUGCUUUGACAAUCCAAGGCAUUUAGCUGUAGCAAUGGAUAAAUUUAAUUUUGGUUUGCCAUAUAACAAUUAUUACGGUGGGGUUUCAUCACUGUCCAAAGAUCAGUACUUAAAGAUCAACGGGUUUUCUAACACAUUCUGGGGCUGGGGUGGUGAGGAUGACGAUAUCUACAAUCGGAUUGUAUUUCGAGGUAUGUCUAUCUCAAGACCGGAUAUGGUGACUGGAAAAUACAAAAUGAUCAAGCACAACAGGGACUUGCACAAUGAACCAAACCCGCAGAAUCCUAGCAAACUUUGGAAGACGAGAAGAACAAUGGACAGUGAUGGACUGAACUCACUCAAAUAUACAGUCAAGAAGAUAGUGAAGGAUGUCUUGUACACAUUUAUUACAGUGGACAUUCAGGCACCAAUAAAGUAAGGAGCUGAUAUGUGAAGAGGGCGGAUGU